Molecule: messenger RNA, 2763 nt
Organism: Symbiodinium necroappetens
Lineage: Eukaryota; Dinophyceae; Suessiales; Symbiodiniaceae
Source: the annotation of a GenBank genome assembly
AUGCAGCCUUCCACAAAGAAGCGCUCGGACGAUGCAGUGGCUCUCAGACGCUUUGAAAGCUUGGUCAGGAAGCUUCCCCGAUGUUUGCGAGCACCUUCCAAUGUGGCAAGUGACAUGCAGGACAUCUCGCUGCACGUGCAUCAGCUGGCAGUGGGCGAGCAUCCAGGCAAGAAGUCCGGAUUGGCCCUCCUCCUACCCGAGGAGGUGCCGGUCGGAGCCUGGAGCUUCUCGCUGCUGCCCCCAGGACACGAACAACCAAUCCUGGCAAAGGUGAAGCCUGCGACGCCUGGCUGCCCAAUCUUGCUGACGUCCCAGCAAUGGGAAGACCUCAAGGUGUGGACGCAGCUGUGCUUGGAGAUUGCCCGCUGCGAUAGGAGCUGCCCGCUCCAUCAGUGCUUUGGCCAGACGAUGCUGACAUUGUGGAAGGACCGAUCAGGAAAAUGGUUGCCAGCAGAAAGAACGGAAGUCCAGAGCGACAAGGAUCUUCCCGAGCGUUCCUUCUGGCUGCUAGCGCCCUUGGCGUCGGCAGACGAAGAAAGCGCAAAGAUUUCCUGGAGUUGUCUUUCGUGGGCCCUUGCCGCCCUGGCCCAGUUCCGGGAGUCAUCAUCUUGGCUGUCCAUGCCCAGGACCUGGCUCGGGAAACUUGAUCCUGCUCUUCCUGAACUGGCAUUGGAUGAGGCUGUGGUGCUGGGUCCAAUGCCCACUAGCAGCCGUGGAUCUGAUGUGAAAGGCUUGUGCAUCGAUUUGGAAGUGAAGGCAGGCGAGGAAGGUGCAGCCAUCUUCACUGGCUACAAGUUCAGUAGAGCGGCCGUGAACGCAGCCAUUGACCCCGAAUUCGCCAAAGUGCAUCGAAACCUGCAGCAAGAGCGACUGGAGCUCGAGCUCAAGGCUGAAGACUGCGAGCUGAUGCCACUGACCAGCGGGGCAUUGCAAGUGCUUCGUUGUCUGCCGAGUCUGCUUUGGCGUCUCGAGUUCGUGGCAUUGAUGCAGGAGAUGCCAUUGCUCUGUGACGGAUUGCUUCAGACGGCGCUGCCUUCCGCUCUCGGGGAAGCAAUGACACAUUCGAAGGUGUUGUCCCUUCCGUUCCAGCCGUCCCAUCCACAGUGGUCCAAGCGCUUCUGUUACGAGCGCAUGGAGCUGAUGGGGGAUGCAGUUCUGAAGCUGAUGGCCUGUACGCAUGCAGCAGCUGCGCUGCCAAAAGCCAGCGAGGGGCAGCUAUCAUCUGUUGCUCAGUGGUGCGAAACCAACAAGUGGCUACGGCAGGUGAAUGAGAAGACAAUCCAGGUGGGCUCCUAUCUUCUUCUCGAAUCUUUCAGGCCCAAGGAACGUCUGUCGAAGCUACGCCAGGGUCGUGUUCCACAGAAGGUGGCAGCCGAUGCAGUGGAGGCAGCAAUCGGUGCCGUCUUCGGCUGUGCUGCGGGUGCCAUCAGUGAGGCGGCAGAGCCACUGCACCCUGGUGCCAGUAGCCUCUGCUUGGCCAGCGGAAUGGAUGCAAGCUGGAAGAUCUUCCGGAUUCUUGUGCAGCAGGGCCCCAGCACGGAAAAUGAGAGCAUGGACAUCAAGGCUGCGUUCGCUGCUCCUCCUUGCCAGACUUUCCAGGCUGCAGCCUUGGCCGGCCUUCAAACGAGCCUCAAUCUCGACGCAGGCACAGAUGCGCAUGCGGCUGAGCAGGUGAAGAAUGCUUUUGGUUAUAGCUUUCGCAACCCCAAGCUUCUUGCAGCAUUGCGCGCGUCAUCGACUGGGGCACGAUCAGUUGGCUUCCAGCGCCUGGAGUUUUUAGGGGAUGCAGUGCUCCUGGUAUGCGUGUGCUGCCACCUCAUGCAGGUGUGUUCAGACUUUGAUGAGGGACAGCUGUCCCAGGCAUUGCAGGCCUUCAUCUGCAACAAGUACCUUUCGCGAAAGCUGAUCCGGCGGUUCGGAGAGGUGCGGAGUUUCGCAUCGGUGUUCUUUCCCAGACAAACUUCGCCGCAGAGAGUGCACCUCCCGAGCCAGUUCGAUGAAGUCCUGGCCAGUGAGGUGGAGACUGACUAUGUCAUCGGCGUGAGGAAUGUGGAGGCUCCUGGACACAAGUGCGUCGCGGACGGCUACGAGGCGAUGAUUGCAGCGGUGCUCUUGGACACAGGUGGCGACCUGGGUGAGACCUGGGCCGUCUUUGCCAAGGACUUCGAAGUUCCAAGCCGAGCGGAGCUGCUGAGGCCAAGGCCGAGGCAUGAAGAUCACCUUCGCUUGGAUGGAUCGGAGAAGGAAGAGCAAACGGCAAAGAGUUCUGGGUUGGAUGCUGCUGCGGCCCCUGAAUUCGGGAAGCCAGAAGGGGAAGGGCGUAGACUCCUCCUGGAUCACUGCCGGAGGCACGGUCUGAAGCUGCGCUUCGAGGUGAAAGAAUCUGGAGCGGUUGCCGAAGUGCGAGUGAGAUGUGUCGUGGGGGGUCGCUUCCUGCCGGAGGCAUGUGGUGCGUCCAUGAGGCAAGCUCAGGAUCUUGCAGCUGAAGCGGCCUUGUGGGAAUUGACGCGUCGGCCAACGCAAAGCGAUGCCAAGUUCCCUCCGCCUUCACUUCCAGAAUCGUUACGACCGGACUUGACCGACUUUCCGCAGGUCGACUUCGAGCAAGCGCAACGACCUAAAGGAAUUGCGCGACAGGAGCUUCAACGGUACUGCAACAGGAAUGGCCUGCAGCAUCGCUUCGUCGAAAGCGAGGAGGAGGAUGUAGACCAUACAGUCACCCACCGGAUGCGGGUGGCGGCUGGCGACAGAAUCUUUCCCCCG